AUGGCCGGCAGUGGAGGAGAUGGCGGGGCGGAGCUGGCAGAGGCGCGCAUGGCAGCAGAGGAGAUGGCGGGGCGGGUGGGGCGGCUGGAGAGCGAGGUGCAGCGCAAGGAGCGCGAGAUGCUUCACAGCCGCGAGGAGGCGGACGCUGUCAGGGCGCAGCUGCAAGCCACCCAGCAGGUAGGCACGGCGCAGCUGCAAGCCACCCAGCAGGUAGGCACGGCGCAGCUGCAAGCCACCCAGCAGGUAGGCACGGCGCAGCUGCAAGCCACCCAGCAGGUAGGCACGGCGCAGCUGCAAGCCACCCAGCAGGUAGGCACGGCGAGCGGCUGUGGAGGGGCGAAUGAGGGGCUCAAUUGCUGUGUGAGUGGGGAGGGGUUGAGUGAGGGAGUCAAGCUGCUCAUCUCUGCGCGGCAGGCGAGGGAGGAGCAGGCGGGCAGGCAGCAGGCGGAGGCGGCGGUGGAGGAGGAGAGAGCGGCGGCGGCAGCGGCGGUGGCGGGGCAGAUGAGCGCGGAGCAGCGGCUGAUGGAGGCACAGGCGCGCGUGCAGCUGCUGGAAGGCGAGGUGGACUCACUCAAGGUGGGGUGGGCAAGGGAGGGGAGGGGAGGGGAGGGGAGGGGAGGGGAGGGGAGGGGAGGGGAGGGGAGGGAAGGGGAGGGGAGGGGUGGUGGGAUGGGAUUCAUGAGCUCUCUCACCAACCCUCUCUCUUCCACCCGCCUCCCCACCCCAUCUCGCGUCCUUGUGCUCCCGUGCGGUGUGUGGGCGUGGGAGCAGGAGGUGGCAGCGAGCAAGGACUCGCUGCUGGCGGCGGUGAAGGAGGAGACCAUGCGCAAUGCUGACAUGCUGCUUGCUGCUGCCAACACUCGCAAGGCGGAGAGGAGGGCGCGCGAGCUGACGAUGGAGAGGGAGUCGCUGCGGCGGGGCGUGGCAAAGCGCGACCAGGCGCUGGGGCUCAUGAAGAGAGAGCUCGAACGCACCGCUCACAUGCUCUCCGCCGCUGCUGACACCCGCCAGGUGAGCCCUGCUGCUGACACCCGCCAGGUGAGCCCUGCUGCUCACACCCGCCAGGCAUUACGGAGCAUGAAGGAGCAGAUGGAGUGGAUGCAGGAGGAGGCGCGCGUCAAGGAGGAGCGCCUGGCAGCGCUGCAGGAGAAGUUUGUCUCUGCUCUCAAGGGCACCACCUUCCCAUCGCAUGCGUGCAUGAAUGCACCACUGUUUUUCUUAGUGCUUCGCGCGGACCCGCUGUGGUCGGCGGUGACGGAGCAGGUGGCCAUCGGCGGGAGCGUCACGACGGCGGGUGCGGAGGACGUGCGCGCGCUGCAGACGCAGUUCGGCAUGACGGCCGUCGUUAACGUCGAGGAGGAGAGCGCGAUGAAGGCGCGCGGCAGCAGCUGGGACGAGGAGCGGCGGCGGCUGGAGGAGCAAGGCGUGGUGGCCGUGUGGGUACCCGUCAAGGAGCACGACGCCACAGAGCAGGCGCUGAUGCUGCCGCAGGUGGUGCGGGUGGUGUCGGCGCUGGUGGCGGCGGGGCACACGGUGGUGCUGCAGUGCUCGUCGGGCGACCGCAUCUCGCCGCUCAUCGCCAUCGGGUACCUCAUGUUCGUGCGCGGCAUGCCCGCGGACGCCGCCUCCGCGCUGGUGGCGGAGAGACGCGCCGGCAUCAGCCCGCCCAUGGGCGUGCUCACGGAGGCGACUCCAACUCCGACUGGGUGGUGCGCUCCCCUGCCCUGCCUUCCCCCCUGCCUUCCCCCCUGCCUUCCCCCCUGCCUUUCCCCCUGCCUUUCCCCCUGCCCUCCCCCGUCCCUCCCCUGCUUUCCCCCCUCCCUCCCCUCGCCGCUAUUCUCGCGUGCUGCUCACUUCCCAGUCUGCGAAUCUUCUCAUCUCGCAUUCGCCAGCUUGCCCCCUUCACCCCCCAUUCUCCUUCUCCCCACUCUCUGCCCCGCUACCCCCCUUCCUCACCUCCCCUUCCCCCACUUCCUGCCCCGCUACCCCCCCUUUCUCAACUCCCCCCUGUCGCUGUGCGCCCAGCAAGCCCAGCGCGCGUACAUCAACGAAGCCUUUGCGAAAUGGCUCGCUGCUGACGUCAGCUUCGCAGAGUCUAUCGCCCAGGCGGCGGAGCGCAAGGCGAGGGAGCAGCAGGCAGCAGAGGAGGCGGAGCGGAGGGCUGCUGGGCCCGCCAAGCGCCUGCUCACGCCCAUCCGCUGGAGCGAUUCCGCCAAGGCCCCCGCGCCACCGCAGUCCGCCCCGCCCGCGGCGGGCGCGGGAAGCAGCAGCGAGGCACUGGCGGCGGCGAACCGGCGCGUGGCGGCGCUGAGCAAGGAGCUGGAGGGGGUGACGCGCGUGGCGGACGAGCAGGCGGCGACGCUGCAGCGCGCGGGGCAGCAGGUGGCGGAGCUGACGGGGCAGGUGGAGGCGCUUCAGCGCAAGGAGCGGCUGUACACGGAGGCGCUGGCGCAGGCCAACGAGCGCAUGGAGCUGCUGGGGGAGCGCAUGCGCGCGGUGGAGCAGCAGGGGCGCGAGGAGAAGGAGCGCCUGGAGGGGGAGGUGCGCUCGCUGCGCGCGCGCAUGGAGGCGGACGAGCAGCGCGGCGGGCGCGCGGCGACGGUGAUCCAGGGGCUGCGCAUGGAGCUGCAGGCCGCAAAGGAUGAGGUUAAGGAGCAGUGGGCAGCCGUCGCGCGCGCGGAGAAGAGCAUCGGCGCGCUCAGCGCGCGCGUGAAGGAGGAGGAGCAGCGCGCGCAGCGCGCGGAGGCGGCGGCGCUGGCCGCGGAGGAGGACAAGCGGCGCGCGCUGCGGGAGCUGGAGGGGGCCAAGGGCGAGAGCGUGAGCGAGUCGCAAGACGCGCGCGAGCGCAUGUCGGCGCUUGGCGCGCAGGUGCAGCAGCUGAGCGAGCGGCUCAAGGCGGCGACGAGCGUGGCGGAGAAGGCAACGGGGCGCGCGGACGUGCUGGAGAAGCAGGUGGCGCAGCUGGAGGCGCGCGCGCGCAAGGCGGAGGAGCAGGAGGCGGUAUCCGCGCGCGCAGCGGGGCUGCUGACGGAGCAGGUGAAGGCGCUGGAGGGCAGCGCGGCGGAGGCGGGCGCGCGCGUGGGGCAGCUGAGCGGGGAGCUGGAGCGGCUGCGCAUGCGCGAGGCGGAGCGCGCGGCGGAGGGCGUGGCGAGCGGGGAGCGCGCGAAGCAGCUGAUGGCGCUGGUGAAGGAGCUGUCGGAGAAGGAGGCGCGGCAGCGCGCGCGCACGGAGCAGGUGGAGGCGCAGCUGACGGCGCUGCGCAACCAGGACUCGGAGCUGGCCUCACGCGCUGCUGUGUUCUCCGCCCAAAUGGAGGAGAUGGCCCGCCAGCUGGCGCGGCUGAAUGCGGAGCUGGCGUUUGCGGAGGGGCGCGAGGGCGAGGUGCAGGAGGCGUGGCGCGCGCAGCUGGGGGCAGCGAGCGACGUGAUGGGCGCCAUGGGACCCGAGGCGGCAGCACUGGCGGCAGAGAGGGGCGUGGAGAUGGAGAUGGAGCAGGCUGAGGGGCAGCCGGGCGAGCUGCUCAGGGUGUUGAUGCAGCGGGUGAGCUGUGAGGCGGCGGUGGUGAGGGAGCGCAGUGCACGGCUGAUAGAGGAGACGCACCACAUGCGCCAGCAGCUUGACGAAGCGCGCAACCAGGUGCAGGAGAGGCCGGCAGAGGGGUCGGAGGGAGCAGCAGCACGGCUGAGGGAGUACGUGGAGGCAGCGGAGGCGAUGGCGGUGGAGCAGAAGCAGAAGCUGGUGGACCGCGUGCACUCGCUGCAGUGGCUGCUGGGCGCCACCAUUGCCCUGGCCGUCAUCAUCCCCGCCACCGCCUUCUAUUCCUUCUUCACCGAUGACUCACACGCCACCCAGGUGGAGAUGCUACGGUCGCGCCUGGCAGCAGCAACGAGCGGGCGGCAGGAGCUGGAGAGUGCAGCAGUGAAGGCGGAGGCGAGCAAGCGGGCAGCAAUGAGUGCAGUGCAGACGCUGGAGGAGGUGGUGGAGGCGCAGCGCGGGUCAGUGGAGCGCCUGCAGGCACUCAUUCCGCUCGUGGCACCCUCCAUCCAGUCAGAGCAGGCGGCUCGCUUCUGUGCCAACGUGCCGGUGGAGUACCAGUCUCCCGUCACCCAGCGCUUCUGCUCCGAUAUCGUGCCCCCUUCUGAUGCUGCACCGCCCACUACCGCACAGGACACCUCCUGA
Closterium sp. NIES-65 is the source of this 4179-nucleotide messenger RNA. The record is from the annotation of a GenBank genome assembly. Lineage: Eukaryota; Viridiplantae; Streptophyta; Zygnematophyceae; Desmidiales; Closteriaceae.